AUGAUAAGGUCUUUAGCACAGUCAUUGCCUCGGUUCGGACGAAGAUGGACGCCUCUCAACUUCACCAAUCCAAAUUUUACUCGGAUACCAGCCAGUCAGAAAAUCGAGGAGGAAACUAUUCCAGACUAUAUCGCUACUCGCUAUUAUCCUAUCCGGAUAGGAGAAAUUCUCAAGGAUCGGUACCAAGUUGUGGGAAAGCUGGGGUUUGGAGCUAGCUCAACCGUGUGGCUCGCACGCGAUAUGGACUACCGACGUUAUGUUACCGUCAAAGUUCUUAUCAACUCUACAUCGCUGGGUGAGCAACUGGACCAUGAGCUGAGCAUACAUAAACGUAUAGAAGGAGCUCGCCAGAACCAUCCCGGUCGCGACUAUGUCCGAUCUUUGCUGGACUCUUUUGAUAUCACUGGACCCGAAGACCAACAUCGAUGCCUUGUGCAUCCUCCACUAUGGGAGAGCAUACUCGCUUUUCUUUAUCGCAAUCCAGUACGAAGACUACCUAUACCAGUCUUGGCAGUUACACUUCACCGUCUAUUUCUUGCUUUGGAUUAUUUACAUACAGAAUGCAAGAUCAUCCAUACUGAUGUCAAAGCAGAUAACAUCAUGUUUGGAAUCGCUGAUGACUCUGUUUUUCAUGAUUUUGAACAAGCUGAACUUCAAGACCCUUGCCCUAGAAAGGAGCUUGAUGGAAGGAUAAUUUACACCUCUUGCCAACUCGGAGUGCCUAAGGAUGUUGGUGCGCCUGUUCUCUGCGAUUUUGGCUCAGCUGUGCUAGGCGGUGAAAAGCACUUAGAAGACAUUCAGCCCAAUAUCUACCGAUCACCAGAAGUGAUUUUGGAAGUUCCGUGGACAUAUAGUGUGGACAUAUGGAAUGUUGGAUGCAUGAUCUGGAAUAUUUUUGAGGGCCAGUCCUUGUUUAGUGGCCAGGAUCCGGAAUUCAAGACAUAUCGGAGUCGGGCUCAUCUGGCUGAAAUGAUACGGCUUCUUGGUCCGCCGCCAGCAAGCUUGCUUGCGCGGGGAAAUCUAUCACAGAAGUUCUUUACAGAAGAAGGUGAUCUCCACGCUGGAGUUUCGGUGGGCGUGCAUACCCCGCUGGAACAAAGAGAGACUAGUCUCGAGGGAGAGGAUAAGGAGCAGUUCCUUCGCUUGGUACGAAAGAUGCUGCAAUGGGAGCCAGAAAAACGAAGUUCUGCCAGAGAACUCGAAAUGGACGAUUGGAUUCAGAAGGGGAUACAAUAA
Molecule: messenger RNA, 1236 nt
Organism: Penicillium verhagenii
Lineage: Eukaryota; Fungi; Ascomycota; Eurotiomycetes; Eurotiales; Aspergillaceae
Product: putative protein kinase
Exons: 5
Coding region: 1-1236 (411 amino acids)
Biological process (GO): spliceosomal complex assembly; protein phosphorylation; regulation of mRNA processing
Molecular function (GO): protein kinase activity; ATP binding
Source: RefSeq, a predicted model, not a curated record